AUUCCAACGAUAUCAGCCACAAUGCCUUCCACGACGCUGAAACGACGACGGACCGAGGAUGCGAUGCGGGGGAAGCUGCCCAAGAAGCAGAAGAAGAUCAAGCGGCAGCGCACGUACCACAGCUCAAGCGAGGAUGAAGAUGAAGGCGGAGCGCGCGACGCGCCGCAGGAUUUCGCACCUGUAAGCCUAGAGAGUAGCGAUGACGAGGAAGAGAAGAGGCCCAAAAACCCCCAAGCGAAGUUCAAAGCGAAAAUUGCGCUGAAGAAGUCACCUCCACCAGCCCCGGCAGCGGACGAAGACGACGAUGCUCCGCCAAGCGAGGACGAAGACUCCGAGCAGGACGGAGACCCGGCCGAUGGCUCAGAGCCAGAUGACUCAGAUGCUUCGGGCGACGCGUCUAUUUCAGAAACAUCAACGAACAAUCCAACGAGGAAAGUGCGGAAACGAAACGAUCCAGAAGCAUUCGCGACCUCGAUGUCGAAAAUCCUCAACACGAAGCUCACAUCGCAAAAACGCUCCGAACCCAUUCUCUCCCGGUCGAAAGCUGCACAGGAGACGAACAAGUCCCUGUCGGAUCAUAAAUUGACGGAGAAGGCGCGCAGGCAGUUGCUAGCCGAGAAGAAGACAGCACAAGAGAAAGGCCGCGUAAAGGACGUCCUUGGCACGAAUGAUCCCAGCAUGAGCACUGGGGUCACUCUGGCGAAGGAGAAGGAGCUGCGCAGGACAGCGCAGAAGGGUGUCAUCAAGCUGUUCAAUGCGGUGCGAGCCGCCCAGGUCAAGGGCGAACAGGCGGAGAGGGAAGCACGCGAGAAAGGCUUAGUGGGCAUGAGCAAGAGGGAGGAAACAGUCAAGGAGAUGAGCAAGCAGGGUUUCUUGGACAUGAUCACGGGUGGCGCGAAGAAAAAAGAGGGAAGCGUCGAGAUCUGAAACAUAUUAGAGUAGUUGAAUUCAUGAUACCGGGCUGAAGCCAUCUAUCGUAUUCCAGUGCUUCGCGUGACGCCGGUCCCACCUCCAAGGAGAUUAUCCCAUAUGGUACAGGGUGUUCUAAGGACAGUCAUCGCUCGCCAUGCCCGGAUCCAGAAAUAUGAUUACACAAAUGCCGCCAACUUAUCAACCGCCCCUCGCCUCUU
Messenger RNA from Trematosphaeria pertusa, 1130 nucleotides. RefSeq names its product Rrp15p-domain-containing protein. The transcript has a single exon. Gene Ontology annotation, cellular component: preribosome, large subunit precursor. Bases 22 to 927 code for a protein of 301 amino acids. Lineage: Eukaryota; Fungi; Ascomycota; Dothideomycetes; Pleosporales; Trematosphaeriaceae. Gene Ontology annotation, biological process: maturation of LSU-rRNA; maturation of 5.8S rRNA. The record is from RefSeq and is a predicted model, not a curated record.